This is a messenger RNA of Rattus norvegicus (Norway rat), 7487 nucleotides long. Lineage: Eukaryota; Metazoa; Chordata; Mammalia; Rodentia; Muridae. The record is from RefSeq and is a predicted model, not a curated record.
ACACAGAGCAUUCUGGGUAGAGGUGAAAGGCCAGAGUCAGAAGGACACUUCCAAAGCGAGCUUCCCAAGGAAAAUGGGCACCCAGGGAAAGAUUACCAAUGAGCUGCUGCCGCCUGCUUGUGAUGUUAACAGCUAGCAUCUGGGUUUCUCUCAAGUUUGGCCCAUGCUAGCCACCUCCACUGGCCAUCGUAGCUGGUCCAUGGACUUAGGCAUCUAUUGCUGAAAGUGCACUAACCAUGGGACAGUUACCUUGACUGACUUCUACAUUUCCAAGCGUCCACUCCCUGUGCAGAAGUCUGUGUAGCAAACAACUGAUUACACAGUUACACUUUGAUCUGGCAAAUAUGAGUUACAUCAAUCAAGGUGUAAAAAAGAAAAUGUAUCCUUCUACAGGGUUCUAGAAUGAAGGUUAUGAUAUAGUGUCCAGACAGCCAGACAACUAAGUUUCAGGAUACUAAAUAUCUUAUUAACUUGUGUUAAUCAUAAUGUGGAAAAAUCUUCCUCACUGACUGUCUCUUCCUCAUGAGGAUACAGUAAUAGAAACUCAGCAACUGACUUCUGAACGUAAAUUGGCUGGUGAAAGGCUCCUUGAACUCCUGAGCCAGACUAGUGGCUCCUCCACGAUCUACAUCUUCUGGUGAACAAUGGUGGCAACAAAAUCACCAGUCUUGUCAAAAACUCACGAAACCUGCUGAGGAGUCUUAAAAUGGCUUUCUCACCUAUUCUCUUUCUCUGAUAAAGGCAAAGCUGCCCCGACUAUUUUUCUAACUCCAUUCUCAGUAGAAUCACUGAAAUAAAAGUCUCGCUUGUCCUAUGUUACAGGUGCUACUCAGGUGCAUGGUGCAUUCCUAAAAUACCUGCUACCACCAAACAGAUGCUAUGUUCUGAGUCUUAGCCAUCACCUAAGCAUUACCUUGGCCUCUUAGAUUGAUGCCUCUCUGAGGAAAUCUGGCUACUGCCCCUUCUGCAUCAACCAUAUCAUUAGCUCAAAACAGUUAAGAGUGGUCUGCACCCCCAAAUCCCUACAGUACUUCACAUCCCAACUGCAGUUUCCCCUCCCUCCUCUCUCUCUACUCUCCUCCUUCCAACACCCGCGCCCCAAUCCACUCCUCCCUGUCUCUUCAGAAGAGUGAAGGCUGCUCAUGGAUAUCAACUAGCUUUGGCAUAAAAAGUUGUAGUAAGACUAGGUGCAUCUUCUCCUAUUGAGGCUAGUCACCCCACUAGAGGGAAAGGGUCCCCAAAGGCAGGCAAUAGAAUAAGAGACAGCCCAUGUUCUUACUGUUAGGAGUUCCAAAUCAACACCAAGCUACACAGCUGUUACAUAUGUGCUGGUGGCAUAUUGUUGAUUGUUAGCCAAUGGUCUUAACCACUGAACUAUCUCCAACCCAGGAAUUUUCUUAACAUACCACGGUGAAUAAAACUGAAAAUGGCCAUCAACAUAUGUGUGACACCAUUAAAUCCACACUAAAUUAGGUCUUUACCAAACUAGGUCAGCACGUCAGAAAAGUAAAGUUGCACAUCAAUAAUUCCAGAUCAUACUUCAUGACCCAGAAAUAGAAGAGUAGAAUAAGACCAAGGCAAGGAGAAGGGAGAGGAAGCAGGAGAGGUAACAGCAGAGGCUAACACACUUAAAAACAGCAAGUGAUCGAGAACAUGAAUAAAACAAUGAGAAGGUUCUUAAAAGAACGCACUUAACAAAGCUCUGGUAAGCUUGAAAGGAGACCAUCCUGGGUAAGGAAGGGAGAUGUUCAACUUCACAUUUUGUGUUCUUUCCCUGGGUAAACCUACCAUAUACGGUCAUAAGAACCUCCCACAGGCAACAAGAAAUGUAUACAUUUACAGGGAUUUGAAAAAAACCGGUUAAUAGUUAUCUGACUUGAAUAAUUUUAGUAAUAAGCAAUAAGAAAGUAUUCAUUUACAGGGAUUUGAAAGAAACUGGUUAAUAGUUAUCUGACUUGAAUAAUCUUGAUAAUUAUUUGACAGUCCUUUUUCCCAUUAAUUCAUUCAUUUAUUCACUUUACAUCCAGAUUGCAGCUCCCUCCUGCUGGUACACCCCCACAUGAACCUUCCCCAACCCCCCCUUCCCUUCAUUCUGAGAAGGGGGUGGUCCACCCUAGGUACCAACUCACCCUAGCACCUCAAGCCACUGCAGAACUAGGCACAUGUUCUCCCACUGAGGCCAGACAAGACGGCCCAGUUAGGGGAACAGGAUCCAUGGGCAGGCAACAGAGUCCAGGUAAGCAACCCUGCUCCAGUUGUUGGGGGACCUAUAUGAAGACUAACUACACAUCACUACAUAUGUGCAUGGGGCCUAAGUCCAGCCCAUGUAUGCUCUUCAGUUGAUGGUUCAGUGUCUGGGAGCCCCCAAGGGUCCAGGUUAGUUGACUCUGUUAGUCUUCUUAUAGAGUCCCUAUGCAUUCCAGGGACCUCAGUCCUUCCACCAACUCUUCCACGAGGCUUCCCAGCCCCAUCUGAUGUUUGGCUGUGGGUCCCUGCAUCUUUUCUCAUCUGCUGCUGGGUAGAGCCUCUCAGAGGACAGUUGCGUUAGGCUCCCGUCUGCCAGCAUAACAGAGAUCAUUAAUAGGGAUUGAUUCUUGCCCAUGUGACCUCAAGUUGGGCCAGCCAUUGGAUGGUUUUCCCUCCAUCCCUGCUCCAUCUUUGUCCCUGCACUUCUUGUAAGCAGGACACAUUUCGGAUCAAAGGUUUUGUGAGUGGGUUGGUGUCCUUAUCCCUCUACUGAGCGUCCAGCCUGGUUAUAGGAGGUGGCCACUUCAGGCUCCAUAUCCCCCACUGCUAGGAGUCUCAUCUAGAGUCCCCCCCAUAGACUCCCCGGAGCCUCCUCCACACCAGGUCCCUGAUACAUCCUAGAGACAACCGCACCCCCUUCACCAAUGUCUAUUCACUCUCCUUGCCCUCUCUCUCUCCCAGGCUCUCCCUACACCUGAUUCCCCCCACACACCUCACUCCCCUCCACAUUCCCUCCAUCACCUCUGAUGACUGUUUUAUUUCCCCUCCUGAGUGAGGUUCAAGCAUCCUACUUUGGGCCUUGCUUGUCAUUUAGCUUCUUUGAGUCUGUAGAUUGAAGCGUGAGUAUCCUGUGCUUUAUGAUUAAUAUCUACUAUAAGUGAGUACACAACAUGCAUGUCCUUCAGAGUCUGGGUUACGUCACUCAGGGUGAUAUUUUCUAGUUCCAUCAUUUUCUUGGAAAUUUCAUGAUUUCCUUAUUUUCAGUAGCUGUAUAGUUUUCCAAUGUAUAAAUGAACCACACCGUUAAAACUCGAUUCUUUGGUUGAAGAGCAUCUGAAUCAUGUCCAGUUUCUAGCUACUAUGAAUAAAACUGAUAUGAACAUAGUGGAACAAGUUUCCUUGUGGUCUGGUGGAGCAUCUCUUGGUUAUAUUCCCAAGAGUGGUAUAGCUGGACCUUGAGGUAGGGCUACUCACAAUUUUCUGAGAAACUGUGAAAUCCAUUUCCAGAGUGGUUGUACAAGUUUGCACUCCCACCAGCAAUGGAGGAGUGUACCCUUUGCUCCAAAUCCUUGUCAACAUGUGUCCAUUGGGCUUUUUUUUUAUCUUAGCCAUUCUGAAGGGUAUAAACAGAAUCUCAGAGUCAUUUUGAUUUGUAAUUCUUGGAAGACUAAGGAUAGUGAACAUUUCUUUAAGUGCUUCUCAGCCAUUAGCGGUUCCUCUGUUGAGAAUUCUCUGUUUAGCUCUAUAUUCCAUUUUUUAAUUGGGUUAUUUGGUGUGUUGGUGUCUAAUUUCUUUUUUUUUUUUUUGGUUCUUUUUUUCGGAGCUGGGGACCGAACCCAGGGCCUUGUGCUUCCUAGGCAAGCGCUCUACCACUGAGCUAAAUCCCCAACCCCUCUUGAGUUCUUUAUAUUGUUGACCUUAGUGCCUGAUCUGUUGGUGUCCUGUUCAGGAAGUUGCCUCCUGUGCCAAUGUGCUCAGGCUGUUCUCCCACUUUCUCUUCUAUUUGAUUUAGUGUAAGUAACUUUACACUGAGGUCUUUGAGACUUGAGUUUUGUAUAAGUUGAAAUAUAGAUCUAUUUGCAUUCCUCUAUGAAGUGGAAGUCUCUGGUUGUGUCAUGUGAUGCAGACUCGCAUGGUAUUUUGAUGAGGCAAGACCCAUGGAGGACAUGUGAUCUUUGAGAGGGUAUAAGUAGGACUCAAGAGAGAGGGCAGGGUGCUUACAUAACUAGCUGUGAAACUCUUGCUGGCAUCUUCGCUGAUCUUCACUUUGUUGAGAGAGGCACAGAAGAGAACCCUGAUGUUCCAGCUGGUGCUGGUCAUUCUGCUGACUGAUUCCAGCCAAUUUGGCAGAGGCUUGGCAGUUUCUGCUGGAUUAUGCCAUCCUUGCUGAUCUGUGUUUGGUGACACUUUUAACCUGGCAUUACUGCUGGUAUCCUGGUAUUUUAUCCUGACAGAGAUUGGAAUCGCCCUAAAGAACUACUUCUAAUCAGGCCCAUAUCCCCUUGUCCUACUGACCGUCUUUUCUCCCUUACCUUUGGAUGGAGAGCUAGAAGUGGGGGGCGGUGUUGAAGUGUUUGAGAACCCUUUUUAAAAUAAGUGUUGAGAAAUCUAAGCCUAUAGGUGGCACUCAUCAUGGCUUCGGCAUAAUGGGUAAUUCCGCAUAGGACUUGCCAUGUUAAAAGAGAGAGGAAAAAAUUGCUAUCUGGUUCAUUUGCCUCAAAUGUGCUCUGUAUUUUUAAGGGUCAUGGGUCAAGGUCAUAAUAAAAUGCUGAUUCGUGAAAUGAUCAAAAUGGAACCUGGGCAGAUCACAGCGCUGUCAGCUUGCAUUCAUCACUGACUCCGAGUCAUUUUUCCACCGCUCCCAAACACCCGUCCUCAGGACCCUCUUGCAAGAUGAGGCUGGCACAAGGCGUAAUACCACAACUCUGAAGUAACUAGUGGUCUAUUUCAUUCCUAAUAAUAGCACAUACAUUGUGAGGAUGGGUGGCAGGGGCCUACAAUGGCAGCCCAGAGAUGCGGAGGCAGGACGAUCACAAGUUCAAAAGCAGACUGGCCUACAGAACAAGACAGUUUCAGCAGAGAGAGAAAGCUAUCCGUCCAUUUAUAUGUGUGCUUUCCUAUAAAUAUAAACGACAUUUGCUACACUGACUUGAAUAUAGAAGCUGAAAGCAGAACAAAAACAAUACACUGGGGUGGGAGCCACCACCUUCAGUAUAGAUGUAGACUUUUUCCUUUUUUUCCUCUUGAGUAUGGGUGAAUUAAGUGCUUUCUGGUAAUGAUUGAUGUAAGAGUCUUCCUAAACUUACUCACAUCCCUGUCCCUCUUCAUUUGCUGUACCCAGGUGAUCAGAUGCAAAGCCACUGUGCUCUGGAAGCCUGGAGCCCCACUUGCCAUUGAGGAGAUCGAAGUGGCCCCACCUAAAGCAAAGGAGGUUCGAAUAAAGAUGGUGGCCACAGGAGUCUGUGGCACAGACAUAAAACAUCUGGACACACAAGAACUUUCUAAGUUUUGCCCCAUGAUUAUGGGCCAUGAAGGAGUUGGGAUAGUCGAGAGUGUGGGGGAAGGAGUAAGCAGCGUAAGAACAGGUGAUAAAGUUAUCCUAUUAUGUAUCCCUCAGUGUGGGGAAUGCAAAACUUGCCUGAAUUCCAAGAACAAUAUUUGUACAGAAAUUAGACUGUCAAAGACACACCUGGCAUCUGAAGGCACCAGCAGAAUUACCUGCAAGGGAAAGUUAGUGCAUCAGUAUAUCGCUCUCGGCAGCUUCUCGGAAUACACAGUCCUAAAGGAAAUCUCAGUCGCCAAGAUUGACGAAGGUGCACCUCUGGAGAAGGUGUGCAUAAUUGGCUGUGGGUUUGCCACUGGGUACGGCGCUGCCAUCAACUCUGCCAAGGUGACCCCAGGCUCCACCUGUGCGGUGUUUGGCCUCGGAGGUGUCGGUCUGUCUGUCAUCAUUGGCUGUAAAGCAGCAGGAGCAGCCAGGAUCAUUGCCGUGGACAUCAACAAAGACAGGUUUGCGAAGGCCAAGACAGUGGGUGCCACUGACUGCGUCGACCCACGGGACUUCGAGAAACCCAUUGAGGAAGUUUUAUCCGAUAUGAUAGAUGGUGGCGUGGACUUCUGCUUUGAGGUCACUGGGAACACAGAAGCAGUGGGAGCUGCCCUGGGCUCCUGUCACAAGGACCACGGGGUCUGCGUGACUGUUGGAGCCCUAGCAUCUUUCACCAGUACACUCAGCAUUAGAAGCCACUUGUUCUUCUCAGGACGCAUUCUGAAAGGGUCUAUUUUGGGAGGCUGGAAAACGAAAGAAGAAAUCCCUAAGCUGGUUUCUGACUAUAUGGCAAAGAAGUUUAACAUAGAUCCUCUGAUCACCCACACCCUGACUCUCAGCGAGGCCAAUGAGGCAGUUCAGCUCAUGAAAAGUGGGCAAUGUAUCCGCUGUGUCCUGCUCCUAUAACUACGAGAUCUACAUAUGUCACCACGUGUCAAGAUUUAGAAGAAUCCACCACGCAAUGCUUUUCUAUUUUCUUGCCUUUCAUUCACUCGGCAACAAUCUUUUAUCAAGUUCUCACCUGUUCACACCAUCGAAAUCUUCCCCUGUGACCCAGUACCGUUGGAAUACAGUCUCCCUUUUACAGCUGUGAGGGUCGAUUUGAGUCGCCCAGUGGCAGAGUCCGCAGAGGAGGGCACACCAAGAUGCUCCAAUGGCACGGAGGUCCCUACGUAGGGAUGCACAUUUCCUCACUCACUGAAUCUUUCCCACGCUGUAUGGAUCCCACCAGAGAAGUUACUGGAACUGAUAAACAAAUGGGCGAAUGUUUAGGUCACAAAACCACCACCCCCAGAACCCACGGUGUGGUUGUAUGGCAACAGCAAGUUAUCUCAUAUGGAGUCAAGGAGACAAUCUCACAACUGCUGUGAGAUUGAUCUCGCAAAUAAAUUAACAACAUAGAAAUCAAUUUAAUCAAAGGUGAAAUAUCCCUACAAUAAAAAGUAUAAAACAAGAGAGAAGCUGUGGCAGGACAAUGGAGGCUCACAUUAAGAUUCCGCUUGAGGGGCUGGGGAUGUAGCUCAGUGGUAGAGCGCUUACCUAGGAAGCGCAAGGCCCUGGGUUCGGUCCCCAGCUCCGAAAAAAAGAACCAAAAAAAAAAAAAAAAAAAAAAAAGAUUCCGCUUGAGACCCCAUAUGAACAACAAUGCCAACCAACCAGACUUACAGGGACUAAGCCACUACCUAAAGACUAUACAUGGACUGACCCUGGACUCUGACCCCAUAGGUAGCAAUGAAUAUCCUAGUAAGAGCACCAGUGGAAGGGGAAGCCCUGGGUCCUGCUAAGACUGAACCCCUAGUGAACUAGACUGUUGGGGGGAGGGCAGCAAUGGGGGGAGGAUGGGGAAGGGAACACCCAUAGAGAAGGGAAGGGGGAGGGGCUAGAGGGUUGUUAGCCUGGAAACCAGGAAAGGGAAUAACAAAUGAAAUGUAAAUAAGAAAUACCCAAGUUAAUAAAGAUGGAGGAAAAAAAG